Messenger RNA from Lates calcarifer (barramundi perch), 2885 nucleotides. RefSeq names its product X-prolyl aminopeptidase 3, mitochondrial (gene xpnpep3). NCBI's taxonomy places the organism in Eukaryota, Metazoa, Chordata, Actinopteri, Centropomidae. The record is from RefSeq and is a predicted model, not a curated record. Gene Ontology annotation, cellular component: mitochondrion. The coding region runs from base 187 to 1710 and encodes 507 amino acids. The transcript is spliced from 12 exons. Gene Ontology annotation, molecular function: manganese ion binding; metalloaminopeptidase activity.
CAAUACCCAUUUACUACGAAUGAAUGUGGCUAGCAAUCAUGAGAGCAGCCAGCUAACGAGGUAACUGUCAACCAGAGGGUGAUAUAACUGUUCUAUGAGAAGAUUUUAACGUUGACUCUCACUCUUCAUGUCCGCAGUGGGACAACAUGCUGUGACUGUGAUCGGUGUCCUCCAGUCGCAGCAACAAUGUUGCCCUCAACCAGCACCUUGGUCAGGUCUGCUGUCAGGCUGCUGCUGCCGCGGCGUGACUGGAGUCGAGGAUGUGUUUGGUGUCCGUGCAGAAACAUUUCUGUGAAACCAGGAGGUUUGAAACCAAAGACAGUUCCACCUCGGUACCUGGGUCAGCCCAGCCCGUUCACUCAUCCACAUCUCAUCAAACAUGGUGAGGUGACACCAGGCUUGAGCCAGAUAGAAUAUGAGCUCCGCAGACACCGACUGGCCUCUCUUAUUGAGGCGCAGGCAGACAGGCUGGGACCCUCUGCCUCCUCUGGCACCCAUGUGGUCAUCGUUUUGUCCCAUCCAACCCGCUACAUGACCAAUGACAUCCCUUAUCCCUUCCACCAGAACCAGGAUUUCCUCUACCUCAGUGGCAUCCUAGAGCCUGACAGUGCCUUGGUUCUGUAUGGGAAAGGGAGACCAGAUCAGGCCAUCUUGUUCGUCCCCCGCAGAGACCCAGGGAGAGAGCUGUGGGACGGGCCCCGGUCAGGGAAGGAUGGGGCGGCUGCAUUGACCGGCAUAGAGAGAGUUCAUAGCACUGAAGAACUGGGUAUUGUGCUCAAGGCCCUUAAAGGCACUCUGCUGUGGUAUGACAGUUCUCAGCCUGCACACCCUCGGCUCCACCAGGCUCAUGUGUCUCCUGUGCUGGAGGCGGGGCCGAUGCCACGCUCUCUUAGGCCCCUCAUACACUCUCUCAGGGCCCUCAAGAGCUCAGCAGAGGUGGCACUCAUGCAAGAAGCAGGUCGCAUCACAGCACAGGCUUUUAGGAGGACAAUGACUCUGUCUCAGGGAGACGUGGAUGAAGCUGUGCUCUUUGCUAAGUUUGAUUUUGAGAAUCGGAUCCAUGGCGCCAAUUUCCUGGCCUAUCCUCCUGUGGUUGCUGGAGGGAACCGAGCCAACACUCUUCACUACAUAAAUAACAACCAGAUUAUAAAGGAUGGUGAAAUGGUGCUGCUUGAUGGUGGCUGUGAAUACUUUGGUUAUGUCAGUGACAUCACUCGAACAUGGCCAGUGAAUGGAAAAUUCAGCCCCGCUCAGGCUGAGCUGUACGAGGCCGUCCUGGAGGUCCAGCGCUCCUGUUUGUCUCUGUGUUCCCCGGGUGUCAGUCUCGAUAACAUCUACAGCACCAUGCUGGCUCUGCUGGGACGACAGCUCAGGCAGCUCGGGAUUGUAAAAAGCAGUACCAGUGAUGCUGAUGUAUUGAAGGCUGCUCGGCGGUUCUGCCCCCACCAUGUUGGUCAUUACUUGGGAAUGGACGUCCACGACACUCCGGAGCUGUCCCGCUCACAGCCUCUACAGCCAGGAAUGGCCAUCACUAUAGAACCAGGUUUGUACAUCUGCGAGGACAACGACCAGGCACCGGCGCGUUUCCGUGGCCUGGGCGUCAGGAUUGAGGACGAUGUUGUGAUCCGAGAAAAGGGAGGCCCCCUGAUUCUGUCCUCUGACGCGCCAAAGACCAUUGCAGAUGUAGAGCAGGCCUGUGCCCAGAGAUAGGGCAGGGAGAGACAGACAAGUGACCAAGUGAGCCACGGAGCUGACGGAGGGCAGUGUGCUGUGCUUUUUAACUGUCUCCACGACGAUGAGGUCACCAGGCUCAGGGCCCAGGUGUAUGAAAGGUGGGGGUGCGCCGCAAGACUCUAGUUUUCUCAUCUAGUCUCAUUUAGAAAUCUGGUAUGGAAGCUUUAGAGAUUUUGUGACCUGCAGGAAAACACGUGAACUCAUCAUUUAACAAGACGUGCACUCAUGUUCAAUCUUUGAAACAAUUUAUGCAUAAAACAAACUUCUUCAUCUGCUAAAUUCCAAUGUGUCCACUUAAUUUGAAUAACCUGGAAAUUCCCCUGACACUUAUAUUGGAAGUGCAUUAGAGAGGGGUCUUUUAAUUGCAUAAGAGGAAUCAUUAAAGCAGGUAAAACCUGUUUCACUACACAUACUAUAUGAACAUGUGAUCCAUUCAAGAUACACCUACAGUAAAGGCAGAUUUAGUUGUAUGUUACAGUGUAGCUUUGGUGCCUGUGCACGUACACCACAGACAUGCUCCUUCUCAGGGCUGUGACUACACAUCAGGGUACAGCCACAUAGAGACUGACCCUAAGCAUAUAAAUUUACUGGAUCCAGUAUUGUGAUGGUGCUAUCAGCAGGUGAAAUCCAAUGCUGAAUUGUAAAUCAAAACCCUUGAACCACAGUUAACCUCUUGCAUCAAGCAUGUACUCAACAACCAUGGAGGCAUAUUUAUUAUCAAAACCUGCAGUUUUUGCUCCACACCAUGUUUUUCAGAAUAGCCUCCAUCAUGGCACACUGGGUAAAUGUUUGUUUGUUGUCUUGCUCAAAAAACUUCUAAAGCCUUUAUACACACACUUCGUUUGUUUUGUUACACACAAAAACGCAUCGGUCUCUCUCACCUCAUGCUACAAUACAAAAGAUCAAAACACCAGAUGUUGAACUGUAGGACGGUCCAAUCAGCAGACUGCCGUGUUUUAGCACACAGGUGAUGAGUAAAGAGGAAGCCGUACACAACAGCUGCUCCUGAUGAAGCCUGAUGAUUAGAAUUAUCACACCAAUGCAGUGAAAUGUGAAAGUGUACUGUAUGUAUGUGUCUGGGAAUUUUGUCUUAACAUAAGAGAGAAAAUGUGUUUGUAUGUAUUAAAAAGAUCUCUUUCUUUCAUAACUAA